Molecule: messenger RNA, 987 nt
Organism: Iphiclides podalirius (scarce swallowtail)
Lineage: Eukaryota; Metazoa; Arthropoda; Insecta; Lepidoptera; Papilionidae
Source: the annotation of a GenBank genome assembly
AUGGAGCUAUUGAGUCAAGUAUCUAAUGCGCAGUUCUUGUACCCAGCCGCAGCUGUUGCUGUUGUUUUAGUAUGUGCAGCGUUAGUAUUUAUUUUCGGGUUCCAUUCAGCAGAGCAGCCGCAAUUUGAUAAGCUGCCUCUUGUUUUAGAUGAUAGGAAAUCUUCCAACAAGAAGAGGAAAAUAAAGGAAAAGAAGUCUUCACCCAACCGCACUGCCAAUGAUGUGAAGACAAAGACCGAUAGUUCCAAAAAAUCGCCUACUAAGGAGAAGAAAGAAGAAAAGCCCAAAGAGCCUGAGAAGCCUAAACCAAAAGAGAGAGUAACUGAACCUAAGUUAGUGAAAAAGGAAACUACAAGUGAAGUAAGGAAAGGGAAAAAGAAGGCUACUGCUGAAAUUGAAAAACCCGCUGAUUUUGAUGAGGGUGUUUGGGAGGAGGUACCUAAAAAGAGUGAUAAGAAAAAGGUGAAGGCAACUGAGGAAAAGGACAAAAAGGAAAGUCCUUCCAAGAAAAAUAAGAAGAAGGCCAAGGAUUCUGAUGUUGAAGCUGCCCAAGAACAAGCUGUUGAAGAACCUUCUGAGGAACCUAUUAGAGUAACAAUAACUUCUGAUUCAUCAAUUGAUGAAGAGUCAAACCGUGCAUUGCAAGCACAAGUAGAAGAGUUUCAACGUGUGCUUAAGGAGGCAGAGCGGCGUGAACAAGCUGCACUAGGUAGCACUGAAGAGGAGGAGACUGCUGAAAAUGAACUAACAGAUGUAAAGGAUCUUAGAAGCAACAAGAAAAAAGAAAACAAAGAAAAGCAAGUCAAGAAAAAGGCUGUUGAGUCAGCCGUAGCAAAGACUGCUUCAAAAGUUGAGGAUAAAGAUGCCUCAGAUGCUUCUGAUAAACAGGAAGAUGUUCAAAAUACACCUGUGUUUGAUGAACUUGGAGAUACUUGGACCGAUGCCAAGGUGGCUAAGAAAAGCAAAAAGAAGGCUCGCAAAGACCAG